UGAACUCCUGCGUGUCCCUUUUAAAACAAACCCAGCGCCUGUCAAUCACCGCACAUUCCAACCAAUCCCAAAGCUCCCUUUUUAAAAGCAGGUUUUCCUGCUGUGCUUUUAUAUUGCACCAUGGCCUGUUUCGAAGCAUUUUUUACUACCACGGUUAUUGCCACAAAUCAAGAGGGCAAAGUGAACCGGCAUGGGACUCACACCAACUCUAACGAAACUGAGUCUGGUUGCAGCUUCCGCGAUGUUCAUGGCCAAGAAUUUCACAUGCAGAUGAUAUACAGCAAGGGGGAGAAAAAAACAGCAACAUGGGAGAAGAGUUGCUAGGUGCAUCCUGACUGCUUGCACUGGUUGAUUUCUGCAAACUCACAGGCAAACUCACAACAAAACAUGACAAGCCUUUCGAGGUUUAGUGGCUGCCCUCUCUCUUGCGUCAACCCCGGGGAGAGCAAUACUGAACCCAGCGUGGUGCUGCCACCUUUGGCAGCGGAGCACAUGGGGCACCCCACUGGCAGUUCCUUAAAACUCUGCCCCUCGCACAAUUUGCGAGACUACCCAGAGACGAGGUCCAGUGCAUAUGUUGACCACUCGGUUCCAAGUUUUUCAGACUCUGGAUAUCCCAGUCACCGGUUAGAGCACUGCCCUAGGGGCAUUAUCAUUGGAGCAAAUCUCUCUGGACCCGGCAUGCCACCCGUCACCGAUCAACUGGCACCAAGACCCAACCAACAUGGCGAGAUGGGAAGGUACCGGAACUUUGCUGGCUGCAGGGACAACAGGAGCCACGCGUUUUUCGCCAGCUACCAGGAGCAGGCCCACGCCUCCACGGAUGCGCCCCGCGACCUCGGCAGCCAGAUGAUGCUGGGUCUACCUGGCGACCUCCUCACUCGGACUCACUCCUACGGCCAGACCAUCAGCCCCAAGGGAAACAGCCAGCAGAUUGUCACCCAGUUUCUGGGUCUUUACAAGCCUCUGAACAUGGCGAUUCAGCGUGGGGGAGCCGACGCCUUCCUCAGGUGCUCAAAGCAAACGGUCAAGCAUGAACUGGUGUGCAAGUGGAGUGACGGUAAAGAGGCUGGAAUGGGGAAGCUGCCCUGCUCCAGAGCCUUCGGGACCAUGUAUGAACUUGUCACCCAUGUGACAGUGGAGCACGUCGGAGGACCCGAACACUCUGAAUACAUUUGUCACUGGGAGAACUGUGCGAGGGACAGGAAGCCUUUCAAAGCCAAAUACAAGCUGGUGAACCACGUCAGGGUCCACACUGGGGAGAAGCCAUUUUCCUGUCCAUUUCACGGCUGUGAGAAAGUUUUUGCUAGGUCAGAGAAUCUAAAAAUCCACAAGAGGACUCACACAGGUGAAAAACCGUUUAAAUGCGAGUUUGAGGGCUGUAACCGGAGAUUUGCAAACAGCAGCGACAGAAAGAAGCACUCGCACGUCCACUCCAGUGAUAAACCCUACAUGUGCAAGGUCAGGGGCUGUGACAAGUGCUACACACACCCGAGCUCUCUGCGGAAGCACAUGAAGCUCCACUGCACUAAGGAGCACGUCGCCAAAGGUGGCGACGUGCUUCCCGGUGACCAGGGUCAUGCCGCGGAGGCCAUGCCGGCCCGAGCCUCAGACGUUAGCCAGAUCAGCCCCACUCACGCCCCCACCUCCACACAGGAUGUCCCCCUGUCCCCCGAGUGCCGGGACGAGUCAACCCCAAGGUCACGCUUCCAUCACUCAUUUGACAGCAGUUUAGACUACUCUGCGCACAGGUCGCAGCCCCUCUUGGACCCUUUGUUGCUGCAGAGGGGCAGCUACAGGUCCCAGUCUUCCCAGUACCCCUGCGGCCAGAGUGGUCACGCUUUUUCCCAGACCUCGCGGACUUUCUCCUCAACUUCUCCCUUCCAGAGGAGCAUCGUGAACGGAUGGUACACAUGCCACAAUGGCGUGGACUCCUUCCCACCAAAGCAGUGCAGCAACAUCCCCUCCCUCUGAGAGCCUGGACACAAACUGUGGGCCUUUGUUUUUUGUGUUGUAGCCUAAAACCUAACUGCUGUUUCUCUUUUACUCUGUGUACUUUUGUGAAUGCUGUAUUAAAUAGUUUCCAAAAAGUCCUUCUGAAUUUUGCAUUGUGAGAUAUGGCAAAUUUAGUUUUUUUCCUAUUGUCAUCCGCUCGCUCUUGCAUCUCCACAGUGGGCUUUUGGAGCGAAUACGUGUUGCAUAACUUUUAAAACCUGUCGGUCAGUCUUAAGAAUGAAAAGAAAAGGAUUGUUUUUAAUGUAAAAUUUUUAUGGAUAGGAUUAUCUGCGCAUGAAACAUUCUGAACCUAAAAUUUCUAACAGGAAAGUAUAAAAAAAUCUGAAUGUAGCCCUCACAGCAGGGGUUUUUGUUGAAUGUAAACUAGGCUUAAUGUAUGUCGGGAUGAAUAGAAACAUUAUUCAUGACUUUAUGUAUAUCGCAGGGUAAAUCAUUAUCUGAUCUUUACUUGGGUUAAAUUUUGAGAUCUAACAAGCCUACUUGGUGGGCCUGCAGCAUGAUUUGACUUUAAUUAAUAUACAGGCUCAUUAUUUUUUUCCUUUCCCUUACCCUUGAUUAAGUUCAACAUUCUUGUUCUUUUUUUCCAUUAAACAUUUGUGCUCUGUAAAAUGCGUUUAUUUCACAUUUCUGUGCAAAGUGAGUAAAACCAGUGUUUGUGUUAAUGGUAAAAAAACAUUUAAUUAGAAUACACUCCUGCUGUACAUAAGCAUACUGUAUAAUUAAUUAUGUAUCUUAUAUUUUAUUAAAGUGUCUAUAUUCUCUUUGAUCACAUAUGUGAUAUCCCCUCAUCAACAAAUUUUCACCAGUGACACAAACCUUGCUCUGGGUAGAAAAACAAUUAACAGUCCAUGGAAGUCAGUGUGGUACCAUGGAGCCCACCUGCAGAUAUUUCUUAAUAUUCAUAUUGUAGUAAAAUUCAGGUAAGGUACAUGCAACUAAUAUGUGCUUCUUUAUUUGAGGGCUGUGCUGUUUUUAUUUUCCAAGUAAGUUGCUUUAUUACAAUACUUCAUAUAUAUAUAUAUAUAUAUAUAUAUAUAUAUACUGCAUUUAACUGAAUAUAAAUCCAUCCAAGUGAUUAGACUGGGAUUAUUUGAUUAGAUGUUUCUAUAUAAUUGUUUACGAAUUGAAUCUGUUUGCCUUGUUAAGUGCCCUGAGAUGACAUUUGCUGUGAAUUGAUGCUUUAUAAAUAAACUGAAUUGAAAUUAACUGAAUUGAACAUUAAUAUGCGAAAUUUACACUUUCAAAGCUUCCUGAAAGCAGUUUGCUUUAAUGUUCACAUAUCUGUUUUAUUUAAUCAAUCAAAGUUGCUGGAUUUCAUGUUACACUUCAGUUCAUCUCAACUUUUAUUGAAGGCAAAUAUAUUCCAUGUUGGAAAAUUCUUGGUUAAAAAAACUUUCAAACAAAGAUGUUGGUUUUGCUUUUUUAGAUUUAUUUCCUGCUAAUGGUAAUAUAUUUGCCUCUAGUACAGUUUCACUGACACAUUUGUUCACGUUUCUUAGUUUUUGUACCUUCUGGAAUUCAAAUGUCAACAAACAGCUCAUUAUUUCUCAGGAAUGAGCCAAACAUAUCUCUCUUUCUGCCGCCUGUCUUUGUUGUCUGCAGACUUUCAGUUCGCUUUGGCAAUCUGGUCUUGGUGCAAAGGAAGAACUUAUUUGCAGUGAGUUAUUGUUCCUAGUUCACACUGCCUGUUUCAUGUGUUAUAAAAUAGAUCUUUGUCUAAAGAUGUCAAGAAAGGAGAGCACUUGAAAUCUCAGAGACCAUCUGAAAGUACAGUCUUAAUGAUGAAUAAAGAAAUGAAACAACAA
Messenger RNA from Girardinichthys multiradiatus, 3821 nucleotides. RefSeq names its product zic family member 6 (gene zic6). The transcript has 2 exons. Gene Ontology annotation, biological process: regulation of transcription by RNA polymerase II; central nervous system development. The record is from RefSeq and is a predicted model, not a curated record. The coding region runs from base 388 to 1974 and encodes 528 amino acids. Gene Ontology annotation, molecular function: DNA-binding transcription factor activity, RNA polymerase II-specific; RNA polymerase II cis-regulatory region sequence-specific DNA binding. Gene Ontology annotation, cellular component: nucleus. NCBI's taxonomy places the organism in Eukaryota, Metazoa, Chordata, Actinopteri, Cyprinodontiformes, Goodeidae.